Molecule: messenger RNA, 2304 nt
Organism: Fonsecaea erecta
Lineage: Eukaryota; Fungi; Ascomycota; Eurotiomycetes; Chaetothyriales; Herpotrichiellaceae
Exons: 2
Coding region: 1-2304 (767 amino acids)
Molecular function (GO): hydrolase activity
Source: RefSeq, a predicted model, not a curated record
AUGUCGGCGAGAUUCGCGGCUGGCUUACCCUCGACCCUUUUCAUGCUGUUCUCCUUCGUUGGCGCUCUGUGGGGCUACUGGGCCAUUCUCAAGCAUACUUCACUCGUCACAGCAGCCUUUUCAUCCUCCCACGCCUCGGCUCAGGCACCGUUGGCUGGCUCUCCGGAAGCCUUGGAUCCGCAACUCACCAAUACCAUCGGCAAGGAUGUCAUCAAACUCUACUACAACGGCUCAGGGCCAGUCCCCGCGUACGACAAGAAAACACCCUUACCAGAGCCCAUCACUCCUCUGGGCGAGUUGGCGAUCCAAGAGUCAAUCCUGACCGAGUUGCUGUCCAUCCUGCACACUCCCUAUUACCCGGACAGCUGCUCAAAAUGUAUUGCCGCGGGCCAGGUGCUGCACAUCGCGGCUAUCAGUCAGCCAGUGACCGUCUUCACGGAUGUGCUCAUCCGAGCCUGCAAUGCUGUGCCGGAGUUCAAGUCCAAGCUCCGAGCGGCGUCGUGCGAGUCGCACUUCAAAGGCGGAGCUGGAUACGGCGCCUACAUGGCGCAGCUCUUUUCGAAGAUGACGUUGGCCACGGGCGACAUGCAGCAUUGGUGCUCCGUCAACUACGAAUUCUGUGACGUCGAGCCUCCGGUCCUGAUCGACGAAGACUUCUACUUCUCCCCGAAACCAGAAUCGGCGUACAUAGCCCCAGCACCCUCAGAGCAAACGUUCAACGUGCUCCAUCUCUCCGACUGGCACCUGGACCCGCGCUAUGACAUCGGAUCUGAGAGCAAUUGCUCCGACUACAUGUGUUGCCGACCAUAUUCGGUCAACAGGGAACUCUUCACCGACUCCCACAACGCCUCUAUUCCCGCCUCAAGGUUUGGAUCGUUCCUCUGUGACACGCCCGCCGACCUGGCGCUGUCGGCGCUCAUCGAGAUGCCCGCCUUUGUGGACAUGGAUGAGCUUGCCUUCAGCAUCUUCACAGGCGACAUUGUCUCGCACGACCCCGAGGACUUGCUCUCUCACGACUACGUAUCCUACGAGGAAGAGGUGACGUUCAAAGUCUUCAAGCGCUUGAUGGGAGAUACAAUCCCCGUCUACGCGGCCCUUGGGAACCACGAUACUCUCCCCGUCGGCUUCAACACCCCCCGCAGCAUGGACCCCGACCCGACGAACCGGACCAGCAACAUCCUGCAGUGGAACUACGACCUGCUCUCCUCCCUGUGGUCGGGCCACGCGUGGCUCAACGACACCGAAGCCGAGUUUGCCCGCACUCACUUUGGCGCCUACGCCACCACCACCGCCCAGGGGCUGCGUGUCAUCUCCAUCAACUCCGACUUCUGGUACAAGGAAAACAUCUUCAACUACUGGAACGUGACCAACCCGGAUCCCAGCGGCAUCCUCAAGUGGGUGGCGGACGAGCUGUCAGCGUGCGAAAGGAGAGGCCAGCGCGCCUGGAUCAUCGCCCACGUGCUGUCUGGAUAUGACGGUUCCGCCAGCAUGCCGAAUCCGACGGCGCUGUUCUAUUCCAUCGUGCGGCGCUUCUCGCCCGCCACCAUCGCGGCGAUCUUCUUCGGGCACACGCACCAAGACCAAGUCCAGAUCUUCUACGACUACCUGCCUUCCUCACAGGUGACCGUCACCACCCGUUCCGGCCCUCAGACACUGCGCGAUACGACGCAAAUCGACUUGACCAAGCCGCUCCAAAUCAGCCACAUCGGCCCGUCCAUCACGCCCCUGACGGGCCUCAAUUCGGGAUUCCGCAUCUACCAGAUCGACGCGACCACCUUCUCCGUCAUGGGCGCCCAGACGUACUUCGCCAACAUGUCCGACAGCUUGAGCUGGACCAAGCCCGUCUGGGAAUUUGAGUACGACACGCGCCACGUCUACUCGAUUGUCGACGGGGACGAGAGUGAGAAUGAGCACGAUGAUGACCACGACAGUGGUGACGAGAGCACAUCCGCACCGUCUUCUCACGGGCAUGGCAUCUCCUGGCCGUCCACGGCACCCUUGAACGCGACAUUCUGGCACCUCGUGACGGAGAAGAUGCUCAACGGCUCGUCCUCCUCCUCGUCGUCUACACACGACGGUGGCGACGACGACGCCAAAAGAUCGCCUCUGCUCCAACUCUACGAGCGCCACGAGUCCAAGUCCAGCACGCACCCGGACCGCCGCAUCAGUGGCGGAACAGGCAACCCGGCGCAGAAGGUGUGUUUUCUGCGCGCCGGCAGCGGGUACCUGGGCCAGGCCUGCAAGGAGAAAUAUGGGGGCGAGGAUGCGCGGUCACACCGCCAGAGGGAGUUUGAUGUGAGGUAA